This is a messenger RNA of Folsomia candida, 8442 nucleotides long. RefSeq lists its product as uncharacterized. Gene Ontology annotation, cellular component: neuron projection membrane. The transcript has 13 exons. The coding region runs from base 2742 to 3794 and encodes 350 amino acids. Lineage: Eukaryota; Metazoa; Arthropoda; Collembola; Entomobryomorpha; Isotomidae. The record is from RefSeq and is a predicted model, not a curated record. Gene Ontology annotation, biological process: synapse organization.
CAAGCGUUGCACAACUCGCGAGUCUCACUUCUCCAACUACCAAACAACCUCAAGCCAUACAAAGACAGCAAUCGUAGUGUCCUCACUUCAUCAACAAAUGCGAAAUAUACAAAGUCCACACACCUAUCUGUCAAACGUUCUUAAAAGAAUUCUACGAGGCUCGAAAGGAUCUUACUUUUCAAUCAGGUCGCUGGAGAAACAAGUGCAGAGUGAAUACAUUGCAUCCAAAAUAAUAAGCACUCAAAAUGUCAAACAUCAUUCGCCAUAUAGUUUUUUCUCUGUGAUGAGAAAGAGAAAUUAAUACGAGAACGAUCGACGAAGCAUUAUCAAGUAGCACACACACCAGCCAGCAGUAUCAUCAAACGAAAUCUCGUUUAGCAAUUCAUCAUCCAGUUAUUUCUCGUGAGAAUUGUUCAUUAAAAGUUAUAAAAGAGAGACAAAGAUAAGCUUUGUACUUCUUUCCCCCGUGCUCACAAAGCUAGAAACUAUACGUGUACUUAUGUAUGUGGAGCCAGUCCAGCAAUAAGGCAAAGUGAGAAGUUGGCAUAAAAGUGACAGUGAGACUUUGCUUUCAGAUCGUGCGUAAAGUCUCAUACCAUUCGAUCAGCGUUCUUACCAACGAGCAAAGGCAAGUUUGCCCAACUUUUCUUAUAAUCAAAAACUGAUUCAAAUCUGUUAAAAGGAAGUAAAAAAGUUUAGGCUUAACAGACGUGAAAUAAUUCAACUUGACUCAGCUAAAAGUCCAAGUCGGGCGAAGAAGGUUCGACCAAACCGAGUUUAAGCAACUCUGUGUGUCUGCUGGUGUGGUCAUAUUGAGAAAAAAUCAACUUUUCCCUUGCUAUCUCCGAAGACGGCUUCCUCUCUCGGUUCCGCCAAACUGUUUUUAACUAUUUACUGAUAACUGUCUAAAAAUUAGGCUGCAAGGUGUAUAUUUUAGUAGCCAUACGUGCUGCAGAAUAGGGAUGUCAAACGUAGUGUAUAAAAUGAACAUUUAAAAUACACAUGUGCACAUAUGUAUAUUUGCAAGUAAGUUGCAAGCAUACAGGAAGAACAAUUAUUGACAUUGUUCGUUCAUGCAUUCGGUGAGGGGGUAGAGGAAGAGAAAUAUUUGUAUCUACAUACAUAGCAAGUUGCAAAAAAGAUUACUGUCAGGACUGGUUGAAAUUGAAAAGCAAGCAAACCCAUCACCAAUCAUCAGGGAUACUUUCACCCUCGGUCGAACCCAACUUAUUUACCACCAUCCUCUCCUCAACUCAAUUUCUCACGCCGAAUGAGAAGAUUUGCCCCACUUCACUUCCAAUCUGGUCCGGAUUUCUCUGGUUGUCUUAACUUGAAGGAUUAUUGAAUUUCGGGUGAGAGGAUAACGUGCCAAUAGCGGAGAGAGGCGGAGGAGGCAUUAAUGGAGCAUCGGUGAGUGAAGAAAGUAGUUCAUUUUUGUCUCCGUAUGACCACUUACUUACUUCCGGAAGAAGGACUUGUACGACGUAAUUCCGAGUGUCCUCUGUUCAAUUUCUCCUAAUGAAUGACACAUGUGGACAUGGGCAUCGGCCUAACAUACAUGUAUUUCCAGGUAUUUUCCUUCCUCACUUCUCCUUGACGUUGCAGAAAGCAAUGAACCACUAAGCAAUCCGAGUUCGUUGGGCAGAAUCUUUCAUACUCCAUUUAAUUCUCCUAAUUAAGGGGAAAUUUCUGUGUAAACUUAGUUUACAUAAGUAAACAGUGAAAACCCUGAGGGAAAUUAGGAGACGGACUGAUUUGAUAGUUCUGCUGCCAAACAAGUAGUUUUGUGAACGUGUAUUGUACGUACGUACCAUUCACUCAGAAGGCCAAGUAGAAGAGUGUUUCAACCUGGAUGCAGCACCAGAAAUUGCAGAAUUCAUGACAGUUGAAUCCAGAAUAAAUGAAGUGAGAGUGGAAUGAACAAUUACUUGACUAAUGAACAAGUGAAAUAUUUCAAUCAAGUUGAACGUACAUACAUACACCUCCCAUCCUUUUGUGCACUAAAGCACUGAAUCACUGACAUCAAAGAUUUGAUACAGCGAACGACGCAACGCAACAAGGAACCCGGACCCAAUUGAACUUUCUCACAUCGCUUACUCUGCAGAAUUGCAAGCCAGGCCAAGCGAGAUGCCAUUGAUGAUUGAAUUGAAUUGAAUUUAAGUGCAACUGGGACGACACCAACUAUCAUAAAAAUUGGCUCUUUUGACCACAAAUUCUGUGAACCAGCAACAACAGCAGCAGCAGCAGUGUCUCCUGUUGUUGUGAUUUGGAGAAGAGCAAGUGAGGUCUUUUACGAGAAUCCGAUUUCAGGAAGAGUAGCUAACGCCAUCAUUUUACUUGUUCAGACUAUACAUCACCAUUACUCUAAGCCAAGAUAACGACUUUCCACUCCUCAAUAUACUUUGGGAACUUUUGUGGCUGUGUAUGUAUGUAUUCAGACAUUAGUUUUUCUAACACCAAUGUCAAGUAUCUAAACAAGUUCAUUCAACGUUCUAGUUAUACUCAAACUUUAGUGAUUAUUAAACACAUUGCUGGAUGAGAAUAUUGUAAUUCUCAAAAAUCUUUGAAAUUAACUCGAACUGAUAAUCCGUGAAAAGACUAAAAGUUAAUUUCCGCCGACGAAAGUUGCGAAACUCGUCGUGCAUGAUGAAAUAAUUUGGACUUGAGGAAAGCCUGGUGAACUUGGAGAGCUCAAAGUUUUACCAAAUCUCACAACCAGCCGCAAUCUUUCCAACUACAAGAUGAUCCUGCCAACUACCGCAACCGUGUGGAGCUUGUGUCUCAUCUUUGGAACGGUUAUUACCCACACAGAGAGCAAUGAAGAUCUCAUCGUGGAUAACAGCAACUCCACCAGUUUGGAGUCCCCAGAAUCCAUACACGACUCGUGGGUGAAGAUCCCAACGGACUGGCGACCCUCGGAAGAAGGCACAACCUCUUCCGAACAGUAUUUACCGUCCCAUGCACAAGCCAGCUUUUACUCGAGUGGAAGCAGUGGCGGCUCGAGUUAUAGGCGUGGAAGUUAUGGGCACGGUCCGAAAAGUGGGGGCGGCAAUGGUCCAGACGGACAGCCCGAACCCUACUUUGACCACGCCAUGAUGACCAACCUUUCGGAACAUUUGGGAUCACAUGCCUACCUUCGAUGCAGAGUGAAAAACCUCGGUGACAGAACGGUGUCCUGGAUAAGAAGAAGAGAUUGGCACAUCCUAACCACAGGAAGAACGGUGUACACGACAGACGAUCGCUUUCAAAUUAUCCACCAUGAUGGGUCUGACGAGUGGAGUUUGGUAAUUAGGUACACCCAACGAAGAGAUGCCGGAGAGUACGAAUGCCAGGUUUCAAAUCCUCACGGGGUAAUAGCACACUUCUUCAACCUUAAUGUCCUCGUCCCUCAAGCGUAUAUACUGGGUGCAAAAGAGUAUCACGUGCAACAAGGAACUGUUAUCAGCUUAGUCUGCAUUAUUGAAAAUAGUCCACGCUUAGUGUCUCAGUACCUGUACUGGUAUCAUAAUAAUCAAAUGAUCAACCUCAUUGGGUCAGGAAUAAGUGUUCAUACAGAAAAUGGGGUGCAUAUUCACUCCAGACUAACAGUGCCGCAGGCUGGUCCUCAACACGCUGGUACCUACACAUGCAAUGCAACAAAUACGGAGUCAGCGACAGUUCAAGUAUACGUUUCCGAUGGAGAUAAAACUGCUGCCAUUCAACGAGCGACUGGAUCACAUUUCGUUCCAGCGAGCUGGACAAUCUUCCUCGUUCUCCUCAUGAUUCUCUUGAGGGUUGAAGGAGGCUGCAGAUAAAAUAUGAUCUUCUCUCUCUCUCCGCACCAAGAAUGAUUAUCCACCCAUCUCUCACGCUCCCGAUGAUCACUAAUCAUUUCCUUCCGGAUUUACCAGCCAAACUCGUUUCUGCCAUCAUCAUCCUGCACCAUUCUACGCUCCCACUACGUACGUACGUCCUGCAAUAAUACGUGUGAACAGAAACAAUCUCAAGUUCCGAUGAUCGGGUGCGAAGUUUUGGGCUAAAUUCCUCUUCUACCAUUAUAGACUUGUAUUUAUUGCUGCUCCUGCAAAUAUAAAGUAGUCAGUGUUUCCACACAUAUUUACCGAUGAAAGUUCCCUUGCAAAUUUUUUAUGAAACAACUCUUAUACCAGUUUGUAUUAUAUAAUGAGACGAAGGUUUAAACAGUGACACAUUUAUUGCCAACGAGGAGAUGUUGAUGCGUGUGCGUCGUGGAAAUGGAUUUACGAGUUCUUAUGAAUGAUUGUCAACUGAUGAAUUUUUCGUUAAAUCGUAUUUUAAGUACUAUGUACGUUUUAUUCCAAAUAAUUACAGAGCAUUUAUUCUCUUACAUGUUAAAUGGUGAAUUUAUAUUAAUGUUAAUCAAUUAAAGUGGUGCGAAGUGGUCGUUGUAAUCUAAAAUGUAAAUAAGAUGACUCCCCACGUUGUAAAGUUUAAAUGGGGUACUUUUACCUUCUAACUGUGAUAUUUCUUAUACUUACUCGAAUACGGGGGAUAUGACAAAUCUGACACAAUGUUGUACGUGACAUGUAUACAACAUAUGUAUAUAUAUACAUAAUUACCUUCUAAUUACGAAUAUUUAACCUUGUACAUAAUUCUAGUCAUGAGAUUAACUACUUGAUUAAUACAUUUAUUAACUAAUCGGAAAUGAUGUAGGCGUGCCGAAGUCGUCUUUGAAUAAUUGUGGGGUUGAAAGUCUGCUAGCUCAUAAGCAAAUAAUCAUAUUGCGUGUCUGCGCAAUACAAAUGCAUAGCGUUUGCACCCAGCACAAGUGAAAUUCAAAAAAAGUAAUGGCAUUUAAAAUACCAUUUGUGUUUGGGGCCCCAGUUGUCUUGCUUUUUGGUUUAUGUUAAUCCGAACUCUAGAAAUAGCAGACUUUUCACUCAUGUUUCCUCACCUAUAAUUAUGAAUUUUUUCAAGUCCGCAGUACUAAUUACUGCUGUCGUCCAAAUAAUCUUUGUUCAUUAUCGACAAGUCAAAAAAUUGUGCCAAGACAGGUUUCACACCCAGAAACUUUCUCCAAAACCAAAACCUUACAAUUUGCACCACUACAGGAUAUGCAACAAAUCAUAAAUAGGCACAUGAAUACAUACAAAUAGUAAAUAACCACUAAACGGGGACAGAGUAACAAGUGUGUUAACAAAUCACCCAUUAACUUAAACGGUGUAAAGUCAUGAACAGUUCCUUGAGUUGCAAAGUAAUUUUGCAGCGAUAUGUGGUAAAAGGUUGCCUCCCAUGUUGAUAAACAGGUCAUAAACGGGCAAACUAGAUCAACGACUUGUAAUUAGUCCACCAUGAUCACAACGGGCAAGAGUAGACGACGGGCCAGAGAGAAAGAAGUAAUGAAUGGUUGCCGUUAUUAUCCUAUUUGCUAACAAAUUGUAAUAACACCUCCCGCUAGAUCAGUUUGCUAAGAACAAACAAACACAUUGAAAUAAAGGACUACAAAUGUCGCAUGUAAUGCCAAACCUGAAAUAAUUUCAGACAACUCCGAAUCUACCAAAACAAACAUGUGCACAUACACGAGGAGCCAAUGCAUAUCGCCACCAGCCAUCCUUGUACUGCUGCUGGCUUCCAUUAGGCGGAGGUGAAAUACAGUAAUGCCGAAAUUAACUCCAUAAAAGCGAAGCUUCCUGUUGUGAAGAAAUGUUGAUAACAUUUAUCUCCAACUCCAAAAGCGCAAUAUUCAUUACUCGACUAUUCUCGCCAUAUCUUGACUCUGUGGAAAGUGUUCCUUUUUCCCUCUUUCUAGCUUUGCAUACAUAUUACACGGUCGGUGACGGAAGAACUUGAAAGUAUCAUUGCGUUUCUCUUUCUUUUCUCUCGUAGAGGCAUUUUCUGGCCAAUUCGCAGGAAUAAUGCAUCUGAUACGAGUGUGGCAGCGGUCAUGUUCCUAAAAAUAAAGAGCAAUGGUCUAACGAACAAGUUGUGCUGGCGAGAGUCAGAAUGGGCACGUAUUUAUUUGGUGUAGGUAAAAAUGGCGUGCUUUGGUCACGGUGGAACAUAAAGCAUGCAUGGCGUGCUAAGAAAUCAAGAGAGAGAGAGAGAGAGAAAAGAACAUUAGAAAGCUAAUUCAGAUUUUGAGAUUGAGUCCCUUUCAACUUGAACCUUCCACGACUAACACUUAAAGAAAGUACUCAAGUUCCUAAACUAAGCAUUACUGCUACAAGCAAGUCAAGUUUGAUUUCACCCUUUCUUGAGCUUAGUUGUACAAAAAGUGUUAUUUUGCUUGAGUUAAAAUGCACAGAGACGUGUUAUGUAUGUAUUCGGUGGUAAAACAUUUCAUAAAUCAUUGAACUCAAAAGAAGGACCAAUAAGCAAAGCACAUGCAUGGGAAAGUUUGUACAUAUUCUAACAAAAUGAAAAUGCUUUCCAACGUCUUCUUGAGACAAAAUGGGUUCUUUCUUGUGCUGCACUUUCACUCCAUAAGACUUGCUUCUCAUUACAAAACCAGAUUUCAUCCUGGGAGAUGAGGGCAGUAGGACGCAAACUAUUAUUUGCGUUGCAGCAGUCAAGCCAAAAAAGUUGGGAGACAAGUUUGAUUUUUGAUUUGGGUUCCGGUCUUCUUCUGCUUCGUAAAUGCAGUGGUCUAAACUAAGGAAGGGAAAGAAGAAGCCUGCAAAAAAUAUGCGAAUGAUGCGACUUCCUUCUGGCUGAACUAUAUCUACAUAUCUACAAAUAGAUACGCAUACAUUCACCCCGGCGUCCAACGUAGCUGUCUGAUUUUCCAGUGUAAAAGUGAAAGUAAAUACGAUCUGGGCGGACAAGGACGACCAUUGGUGCAUGUUUAUGAAGUAAGAAAGAGGCGCAGAGUGUAUAGUUUUGCAUUUGGAGAAAGUAAACAAACAGUAAAACCAACAUCACAAAACAUGAUUUGGAUUGAGCUGGAGUUUGGUUUUAGUGGAGGAGAAAGUUUCAAGUGGCACAAAAACGGGAGAAAACUCUUUACGUCCAAGUGCGACCAAGAGUACGUAGCAGCAGACCAUCAUCAGUCAGAAUAUUGCACGGCGGCAGUGGUCGUGCGGUCCUUUCUACUUCUUCUUAUAUUUGGUUGGAUACUUUUAUGUACCUCUCUCGCCCCCACUUGUUUUCACCACCACUUGCUCCAGUUUUACAUAAAAGCUUGAUAACUCUGAGCAAUGUCGUGCAUGAAUUUAAAUGGAACCAAGCAUCACGUCAGAUGGAGAGGGCAAAAAAAUGAAACUGCCAUGAAUUUGAUUGUGUGAGUUGACUUCUUUUACUUCCUUUUGCUUUCCUUUGUUUCUUCUGGUGUGGAAAGAAUGUUGACCUAAAUGGGACUACUAUUGCAGUGUUGUUUAGAUUGGACAUGAGUUUAUCCUAACAACGGUGGCAUAAUAUUAUUGUGCGAUAAGAACAAAAAUCAUUUGGGUACGAUGUGGGAUAUGCAUAUAAAUAUAUGUAUACGAUCAUUCGCGUUAGGGAAUGCUUUCUCUGUUGUUUUUUUAAUAAAAAAUAAGAUUAAGAAAAAUUUUGGCUCUAUUUGUGCUGUGUAUUAUGUGCUUGGCGUAAAAACUGGGAGUACGUACUUAAGUGUAUACAAGAAUUGUGUCAAUUUGAUAUGUGAAUGGACUUAUCAACUCCCAAAAUGACAUUAAGCACUGUUACAUAGUUGGUGGUAAUGCUAUCACACCAAUUUAUUUCUAGGUUAAAAGCAGUAAAAACAGUCCGAAUUCCGAGGGACGUACUUAAUGUACGUCGUUCAAAUAAACAAAUACGUAUUUUAUUUGGAACAACUUAUCUUCUGCUUUCCCCAGAACAUUUACGAAUGCUUUACUCCAUGCACAACAGCACAUGCCUAUAAUAAUAGUAAUACUAAUAAUGCUUAACGUUAUUUGAACCACAAUUUGUUCUAAUAUAUUUUACUUAUUAAGUAAGGCAAUAAAUAAUUAUGUAAAGUGAUUGCGAAUGAGUAAAUAUUCUUCUUCAGUCUCGUAACGAAUGAUAAAUAUUAGGCAUGCAUUUUUAUGUGUAUGAUAAAAAUAGUUUACAAUUUCCAAAGCUGUUUAAGAGAAAAUAUGAAAAAAUAUGUGCUUAAUAGAUGAAAUCUUUACCUGUGUAAAUAAUGUAUGAAUAGCUAAGCAUAUGCGCAUUUGAAUAACCGAAUGUGUUUAAUAAUGAGUGUGAGACGAACGCAUGAAAGUUGUCAGGAUUUUUAAUUACAUUUGGUCAAUGAAUUACUGUCAAUUGAAUCUCUUGAACUCAUAAACCUUGUAUACAAAAAGUGUAUUAGCUAAUAUUAUCUGAUAGUGUGAGUACGUGUGUAAUAUUGAAAUUCUCAACAUGUAUAGACCAUUAAACGUGCGUAUAGGAAAUAAAUGGAAAAUUCCAUUGUUGUCAAAUGUAUAUGAAAUAAAAUAUAUGUAAUUAUUUAAGUUUACUCAUAAUAAAGUCCGAUAUCCUACUUCA